AUGGCUCUCGUGCCCCAUCCAUCGCCUCCAGGCGUCAUCGGCCUGCAGCCCGGCCCCCAUUUUGGCCAAAUCAACGGAGCCGCACCGGUUGAUGCGCAUAUGCAGCGCCAACGCCUUCUGGCGCAGUUGAACGAAUCCACCUGGCAAAGGAUAGGCUCGUUGAACGAGUUACUCGGUGACCACGAGGGCGCUCUGUUCGCAUAUGAGCAAGCUCUGAGACACAACCAAUGGUCAACUCAGACCUUGGGUGCAAUCUCAGGCAUUCUUCGGACAAAAGAGAAGUUCCCUGAAGCUAUGGAAUAUCUCAAAAACAUCCUGAAGGUCGAGCCUGCCAACGGCGAAGCGUGGGGUAACCUAGGUCAUUGUUAUUUGAUGAUGGACAAUCUGCAAGAGGCCUAUACUGCCUACCAGCAAGCUCUUUACUAUCUCGCCAAGCCCAACGAGCCCAAGCUGUGGUAUGGCAUUGGUAUUCUCUAUGACCGAUAUGGCUCCCUGGAACAUGCCGAGGAGGCCUUCUCUCAAGUCAUGCGGAUGCAGCCCGACUUCGAGAAAGCCAACGAAAUUUAUUUUAGACUUGGAAUCAUUUACAAACAGCAACAAAAAUUCGGACACAGCCUCGAAUGCUUCAAAUACAUUGUCAAUGAUCCGCCGCGCCCGUUGAAUGAGGAAGACAUCUGGUUCCAGAUCGGUCACGUGUAUGAGCAGCAGAAAGAUGCAACCGCAAAGUCGGCGUACAGGCGUGUUCUCGAGAGAGAUCCGAAACAUGCCAAAGUGCUACAGCAGCUCGGCUGGCUGCAUCACCAACAGAGUAACAGUUAUGCCAGCCAAGAUCAGGCCAUCGAGUACCUGGAACAGUCGGUCAGCUCAGACAAUUCAGAUGCACAAAGCUGGUAUCUGCUCGGCAGAUGUUACAUGGCACAGCAGAAAUUUCCCAAGGCAUAUGAAGCUUACCAACAAGCCGUAUACCGCGAUGGACGGAAUCCCACAUUCUGGUGCUCCAUUGGUGUGCUGUACUAUCAAAUCAAUCAGUACCGAGAUGCCCUCGAUGCAUACUCACGCGCCAUACGGCUGAACCCAUACAUCUCUGAGGUGUGGUACGACCUUGGAACUUUGUAUGAGUCUUGCAACAACCAGACGUCUGACGCUCUCGACGCAUAUGCCAGAGCAGCUGAGCUUGAUCCCACAAACACUCACAUCAAAGCCCGUCUCGCUCUCCUGAGAAGCGGAGCGGCAACAGGUCCUAAUCAGCACAAUGCUCCUGUCCCGCAAGAUGUUCACCCGCAAGCAUAUCAAAAUGGCGUUGGCCCUCCUGGUCCUCAAUGGGGCGGACCUUCGUCCUCAAACCAGCAACCACAACAACCUCAAGUCGAUCCAGCUCGGGUUAACGACUGGGCGAGAGGCAUCGCAGGCAUCAACCCACCCCCGGGACAACAACAACAAUCGCAGCCGCAGCCGCAGCCGCAACAACAGCCACAACAGCAGCAGCCUCUGCCGCCGCCGCAACAACAGCAACAGCAGCAACAACCGACCAACGGCUAUGAAGGACGCGAUACCAUGAGAGCUCCGCCUCGAGGUGCUCCUAGUCCACGUCAGGAUGGUCCACGUCCUUACGAUUCUUCGCGUCAGACACCUGUUCGAAAAUUGCAGUCCCCCUCGCCCAAGAUGCAGCCGGCUAACCCGGGCAUGUUCCCUCCUGGGCCCCAAACACUGCCGCAGAUCUCGAUGCAGGAUCGCCCCACGGCCUUCGGUAGUGGAGUCCGUCCGUCUCCUACCAUGAACGGAGCACCAGCGCCUCAUGCCAAUGGCAGUGCUUCCGGCUCAACCCUUCCACCCUAUGGGCGGCCAUUCAGCCCCCCUAGUGAGCUGCGGCCACUUAGAGACGAACGACCUCAGUCUCCAGGGGGAGGCUAUCGCCAACAGCCAUUCCAGUCUGGUCAGCCAUUCCCUAGCAUUGCUAAUGGUGUACCGUCGGCGGCGCCACCUCUUCCCGCUGCAGAAGGACCUGCUCGUGACGAUCGCCCACCCUCUUCUAUGAAACGGAGCCGUGAGUGGGAGUCCGAUACAGGACCUUCCAAGAAGAUAGCAAAUGAAGAGACUCGUGCGCGUCUGGAUGACCCAGUCCGUCGGAAUAGCCCACCGGGCCGCCUACCUACACCGAAAGAUCAUUACAGGCGGAGCUCAUCCGAGAUUCGUCGCGAGAAUGAACGACGAGCAAAUGAGAACUACCACCCCUCUGAGGCAGCACAUCACCCUUACAGUCACCCUCAGCAGAUCCCGUCAAUGCAGUCAAUCUUGGAUGCCCCAAAGGAGGAUCGGAAAGAACAGGUUGAGCAGGCAGCUCGCAAAGUCGAUGUAGACGAGGAUUAUGACAACAACAGUGAGGAUGAUAAGCGGGCUCCACCUUCAGCAGCUCUGAGCAGCCCUCAAGUCCCGGUACCUCCUCCAACAGUAACGCCAAAGCAAGAGAAUGCAGCAUAG
Cladophialophora bantiana CBS 173.52 is the source of this 2478-nucleotide messenger RNA. RefSeq lists its product as uncharacterized. NCBI's taxonomy places the organism in Eukaryota, Fungi, Ascomycota, Eurotiomycetes, Chaetothyriales, Herpotrichiellaceae. Gene Ontology annotation, biological process: regulation of gene expression. The transcript is spliced from 8 exons. The record is from RefSeq and is a predicted model, not a curated record. Gene Ontology annotation, molecular function: protein binding; chromatin DNA binding; RNA polymerase II cis-regulatory region sequence-specific DNA binding. The coding region runs from base 1 to 2478 and encodes 825 amino acids.